Molecule: messenger RNA, 1139 nt
Organism: Balaenoptera ricei (Rice's whale)
Lineage: Eukaryota; Metazoa; Chordata; Mammalia; Artiodactyla; Balaenopteridae
Gene: ANKRD39
Product: ankyrin repeat domain 39
Exons: 4
Coding region: 70-675 (201 amino acids)
Molecular function (GO): protein binding
Source: RefSeq, a predicted model, not a curated record
GCCAGCGCCCGUGCCCGUGACUUUACCCGCGGCCGCACCGCCAGCGGGUGGGACGGCGCUGAGGGCGGCAUGGCGGUGCCGCGGCCUUGCGCCGAAGGUCCCUGCUGCUCCCGCCCCAGCGCGGCUCUCGGCGUGCAGCAGACGCUGGACGAGAUGGACUUCGAGAGGGGAAUCUGGUCUGCAGCCCUGAACGGAGACCUGGGCCGAGUGAAGUAUUUAAUCCAGAAGGCAGCGGACCCCAGCCAGCCCGACUCCGCCGGCUACACGGCUCUGCACUACGCCAGCCGCAACGGGCACUAUGCCGUGUGCCAGUUCCUGCUGGAGAGCGGGGCCAAGUGUGAUGCCCAGACCCACGGGGGGGCCACCGCUCUGCACCGGGCCAGCUACUGUGGGCACACGGACAUCGCCCGGCUCCUGCUGUCGCACGGCUCCAAUCCCAGGCUGGUGGACGACGACGGCAUGACCAGUCUGCACAAGGCCAUAGACAACAUCUCUUCCUAUCUGGAUGCCUCACAUCACCCUUUUCCCUCUGACCUGUGUCUGUCCUUCCUCCUGGAUUGCAGCUUCUACAUCACGCCCUCAGAGAGCCUUCCCAUUUCCUCAGGGGAGGACAGCUCACGCAUCGGGGUGCCCGGAAGCACCCUGUGCUUGACUUCUGACUCUUCUCCCCCUUGAAAUUCCCUGUGUGAGCGCCAUCGCACUGGAGGCAGCUGGGAUUGGUCCUGUUUCCUGCUGUGGCCUCAGCACUGAGCUCAGGUGCUAAGUGAGCAGCUGGGGGUUGUUUUGUUUUGAGACCCUUGCUGAUUAGAGAGGCAGGUUGCUCGUUUCUCAGUGGUCUAAACUGGUGUUGGCUUGAGUGUUUCACUGCCACAGCUCACAUGAUGGGUGUUGAUAGGCAGGACACUGCCGUGGAUGGACCUAGCUGGUGUCACCCGCACUUGGCGGCAUUCUCGUGAAAUUGGGGGAAUGCAUGUGUGUGAGGAAUACGAAUCAUCCCUUCCUUCCAGCCUGCUUGCCUCCUCCCUCCCUUGCUUCCUUCUGCAAACAUUGGCACUUUUUUUUGCCAAAAAUUAUUUGGAAUUCAUCUUACAGCUGCUCACAACACACUACUGCCUGAAUUGAAGCAGUACAAUUGAGAA